Cylicocyclus nassatus is the source of this 453-nucleotide messenger RNA. Lineage: Eukaryota; Metazoa; Nematoda; Chromadorea; Rhabditida; Strongylidae. The record is from the annotation of a GenBank genome assembly.
AUGAGUAAAAUGUCGCAAGAGGACGUUGCGACGUUUCUGCCAACUGUUCAACAAGGUUCAGAGGCGCUUCGUGAUGAACACGGCACUGUGUGUACCACACAUGAAAGCAGCUUGAAAGGAAUAAGCGAAGAUGAAGCGUCGAUGCCUCGCGAAAAGCAUCAUCAGAUCUCCAAUAUUGUUACGAGUAUCUCAAAUGGGCUAGAAGAAGUUACAAUGAUGAAGUCGAUCAUGUCUCAUUUGUACAACCUCGAAGCUGAGAAGCAGAAAUAUCAGGCACAGCGACGCCGUCUAUGUCAGGAGAACGCAUGGCUGCGUGAUGAGCUGAGUUCAACUCAAAUCAAACUUCAAACUUCUGAGCAGCGUGUUGCUACUUUGGAGGAAGAGAACAAACAUCUCAAAUGUAUGAAUUCUAUCAAGCAGUUUCAUCUAAAAAAAAUGUUGACUGAUCCGUGA